CAUCAUUAAAUCAGAUGUUUUCAUCAAUUACUCAAUACUUGAGUUUUCUGCCUAGUUACAGAAACUUUUUUCACUCUUACUACAGUCAUUACUUUUACUUGAGUAAGAUAAAUUUAAGUAUUUUUACUUGAGGGCAUUAUUUUGUUACUCUGUCCAUCUUUGUCUAAUAUAAAAGGAACAGGAAACAGACAUGCAACAGUUUCUAAAAUACAUGUUUCACAAAAACACUAACAUUGACAGGGCAGCAGACCUUAAAUGAGCAACAACCAAAAUAACUCUUCUUCUACUGUUGAGGGCAAUUUCCAUUUCCUCCGUGAUUCGCAGAAAGAUGAUCUGUUUCUAAACUUAGCUAGAUUGUCUCACACUAACUCAACUACAGACUUUUUCAGCACAUCGUUUUGUGAAGAUCGCCGAUAUGUGAGCGUUUCUUAAAAGCAAAAGUAAGUGUCUGAAAAUUUAUAUUUUAAUGCAAAAAGCUUCUAAAUAUGUUGCAAACAUUUGUAUUUUAUACACUCGUCUGGUUACUGACUUUUCAGGGAUGCAGAUAAACUCAUCCAGAGGCCGUUUACAAAACAGAAUUUGAUGAAGAUUACAAAAUGGGACCAGAGGACGUAGCUAGAGCAAAAAGACAUUCAAGAUGUUCCAAAGGCAACGUGAUUUUCCUCUUGAUGUUUCUGAUCUGUUCUGCUGUUCCUGCCAGUGGAUUUUCACUGAAGAGCUGCAGCCUGAGCAAGACUAUAGCUGUAUGUGUGCAGAGGCGACUGACUGCUAUUCCUCAGGAUAUUCCUCCGACCGUUACCGGCUUUGACCUUUCUGUAAACAGGUUGACAAAGAUACGAUCUUCAGAUUUCACACCCUUACCUCUUCUAGUGUACUUGGAACUGAAUCGCAAUAAGAUUUUACAUAUCGAAAGCGCUGCUUUUGCCUCUCUGACUUCCCUCCAAAAGUUAAAUCUUAACAACAAUAAAGUUAUUAAACUAGAGGAAAGAGCUUUUGAUGGGUUGAGCAACCUCACUGAGUUACGAAUUAAUCAUAACCAGAUAAAAAUUGUGUCAUCCACAUCUUUCCAGUCUUUGAGGAAAUUAAAAGUUUUGGAUAUUUCACACAACAAACUGAAACAGACCACAGAUGUUCAACUCAUACUGCAGCAUAUGCCACAGCUACAAGAGUUGGUGCUUAAAGGAAAUAGUUUAAAAGCCUUUCAUUCAUGGGAACUUACCAACAACUCACUCAAUCUUUGCAGACUUGAUUUGACUUUUAAUCCUUUGGAAGACUUUAGGAUCACUGCUGACAUCUUCCAAAAUCUCACCUGUCUGAAGAUCGGCAAUCCUAACGGAAACAAACCAAUGAGGUGGAAUCUGAAAAACCACACUUUCUUGAGCACAGUGUCCAGUCUUGACAUCACUGGGCUGAUUAUGUCUCUUGAUGAUAUGAAAGAAUUAUUUAAAGCUGUAAACUCAUCGCUCAUCUUUCUGCGGAUGAACAGCAUGAAACGAAACCAAAGUCAACUCAUCAACAUUUCCUGCUCCAUCCCAACAAUGUCUAAAUUGCAUUUUCGACGCAAUAAGCUCAAGAUGAUCCAUUCAGAUUUGUUCAAAUCAUGUGUCCAUCUGACUGAGUUAGAUUUAGCAGAUAAUUCUAUAGAAAUUAUCCAAGAAAAUGCCUUCUCAGCGCUAAAAGGUUUAAGGAUUUUGGGUCUGAGUAGAAAUAAACUUUCAUCUGUUCCAAACGCAACGAGGAAUCUACAAAAUCUUUCUGAGCUUGAUCUAGACAGCAACGCGAUCCGCUCAAUCACAUGUCAAGAUUUCUCCAAUAAGACGAUGCUGAAGGAACUAAGCAUGAAGAAUAACUCAAUCCCAGCUCUGAACAAAUGUGCCUUCAAGGAUUUGCUACGACUGCAAGUUCUCAGAUUACAAUCCAACCAGAUAGCACAUUUAAAUGGAUCUUUUGAAAAUAAUCUUCCAAACCUUAAACGUCUGUAUUUGAAUGGAAAUAAACUUACUAAAAUUUUACCAAAGGAAUUUAGGAGCUUGCGGUCUCUCCUUAACUUAUCGUUACAUCAAAAUCAAAUAAAGGACUUUCAUAAAGACAGUUUUGUUGGACUGACAAAUCUCACUGAUGUCUGCUUGCAGACAAACAGUAUCAAAAGAGAGGCCUUAAAGUCAGGUGUUUUCAAUGCUCUGAUUAAUCUAAGAAGAUUGGAUCUAUCUUCUAAUCACAUUAAAUAUUAUGACAGUCACCCUCUGACAUAUCCACCAUUUUCUAAUCUGUCCCGUUUGGAGGAGUUGUCUAUUAUUGGUCAGCACUCUUCUGGAAAGUCCUGUCUGCCUGCAAAUUUCCUGCAAGGUUUAAACAACUUGCUGAGUUUCUAUGCCAAAAGAAUUCAUAUUAUCUACAUUGAUAAAGACACAUUUAAAUACACCCCAAAGCUAGAAACUCUUGAUCUUGGGUCAAAUGAUUUGAGGACUCUGUCUUCAGAACUGUUUGCCCCAAUUCAAAACCUUAAAAACCUCUACAUACACCGAACAGGUCUUCAGUCGUUAGAUUUCUUCAUAGAUGCCAGUCUGACCAAGCUGGAGUUCCUGGAGGGAAGACACAACCAAUACUCAGUCAUCACUGAAGACGUAAUCAAGUCGCUUCCAUCGCUCCUGUGUGUUGACUUUACAUAUAUCAGUUUCUCCUGUGACUGUGACAAUGCCUGGUUCCUUAACUGGACGAUAGCAAAUACACAAACACAGGUUAAUGAUGCGUAUAACUACUCUUGCAACUAUCCAGAUGACUUCAAAGGCAAAAAGCUCUUGGGUUUCGACUUCACAUCCUGCUUACAGGAUAAGGGUUUCAUCUGUUUUGUGUCCACAACAUGCAUGGUUCUCUUUGUCAUGGUUAUGUCCUUCAGCUACCAUUUCAUGAGGUCCCAACUUUACAUUGCCUACUACCUUUUCUGGGCUUGGCUCUUUGACUCAAAGUACAAAAAUAAGCAAGCUCCUCAUCAGUACGACGCCUUUAUCUCCUACAACUCCAGUGAUGAGCCUUGGGUGAUUGGUGAACUGUUACCCAAACUGGAAGGAGAGCAGGGCUGGAGGCUGUGUCUGCACCAUCGAGACUUUGAACCAGGGAAGCCCAUCAUAGACAACAUCACAGAUGCCAUCUAUAGCAGCAGGAAGACGAUCUGUGUGAUCAGCCGCAGAUAUCUCAGGAGCGAGUGGUGCUCCAGGGAGGUCCAGACGGCCAGUUUCCGUCUCUUUGACGAGCAGAAGGAUGUGCUGAUCCUGGUGUUUUUGGAGGACAUUCCCACCUACCUGCUGUCUCCUUUCCACCGAAUGAGGAAGCUGCUGAAGAAGCAGACUUACCUGAGCUGGCCGCGCGCCGCCGGCCACCCAGAGGUAUUCUGGGAAAACCUGAGGAAGGCUCUGCAGACCGGAAACGAUGCAAAUGAGGAGAAAUUACAGCUCACUGUGACAGAAACGUACUGAUGAGAAGGAAGGGAGCAAAUAAUGACUUCCUUCUGAACGAUCUGGGAUUAUUUUCUGCAACGUGUGAACAACAGAGGAUUUAAUUUAUAUCUCUGUCAACUGAAAGAUAUUGUAGUAUGAGUUGAAAAACAUGUUUUUAAAAGUUCAGACAUUGUAGAACAGCUCUGCAAACCUUACUGUCUUUUUCUUUAGCAUGAUUUGAUAAAUAUUGGUUUCUGUACUGUUGAUUUUAAGGUUCUGUGUUUUUAUUUUUAUGAUUUUAUUGCAGUAAAAGUUAUUUUUCCAGUAAAUCUCACCUGCGUUUCUAUACCUGACAGACUUCUAGUUGUGUUUGGUCAGAUCCUGUUUCUCUUUUUUUCUCUAACUGUGUUUUCCUUUUAGAUAUUAUAUGUAUGCAUUAUUUUCUAAUUAUUUUUGCCUUUUGGUAAUCUUUAAUAAAAACAAAAAUGAGAAAAUAAACUUAAAUUUAUUUGUGA
This is a messenger RNA of Xiphophorus hellerii (green swordtail), 3949 nucleotides long. Its product is annotated as toll-like receptor 13. Gene Ontology annotation, biological process: signal transduction. Gene Ontology annotation, cellular component: plasma membrane. The record is from RefSeq and is a predicted model, not a curated record. The transcript has 3 exons. Gene Ontology annotation, molecular function: protein binding; signaling receptor activity. The coding region runs from base 597 to 3473 and encodes 958 amino acids. Lineage: Eukaryota; Metazoa; Chordata; Actinopteri; Cyprinodontiformes; Poeciliidae.